Molecule: messenger RNA, 3305 nt
Organism: Phyllostomus discolor (pale spear-nosed bat)
Lineage: Eukaryota; Metazoa; Chordata; Mammalia; Chiroptera; Phyllostomidae
Product: putative olfactory receptor 2W6
Exons: 1
Coding region: 500-1453 (317 amino acids)
Biological process (GO): G protein-coupled receptor signaling pathway
Cellular component (GO): membrane
Molecular function (GO): olfactory receptor activity; G protein-coupled receptor activity
Source: RefSeq, a predicted model, not a curated record
AUCUUCUUCCUAAGAUUUGCUUGAUCGCUCUUACCCUUGGGUUGGAUAUGACCCUGGGUUUCCCAGUGUUGAUGAAACAGUCACUGAUUAGAAUGAGAUUUCAGCCAACAGCAAGCCGGGUUCUCUGAUGCAGAGACACAAGCCACCACUCCUAUCCACAGGUUACAUAGUACUACAAGAUUUGUGCUUCUUCAUUUAAAAACAAAAAGUGGACAAUUUGGAGUGUUGAUUCCUUAUAAAAUAAUCAGUUUUUUUACAUCCUACCAAUCUGAAAAGAAGGAUGCAAAAGGCUGGUCAAUAAUCACAGCCAAGAGCCUGAAAAACCCCCAAAUACCGUAUUUCUCAGCCCGUGCAGUGACUUAAUGAACACCGAUUGAAAUUCUGGGUGGGGCAUCGGCAUUUCCAAGGAAGUUCCCAUGGUACCAGCCAUCUAUUUUGAGGAAGUACACCUACACUUUUCACAGAGACUCACUCCUCUCUCUCCUACCUAACAGGCACCAUGUGGUCACAGGUGACGGAAAGGGACAAUGUAAGUUCUCCUGAAGGCUUCAUCCUGGUGGGCUUCUCCGACCGUCCCCUCCUGGAGCUGGUCCUUUUUGUGGUUGUCCUCACUUUCUAUCUGCUGACUCUCUUUGGCAACAUAACCAUCAUCUUGCUUUCAGCUCUGGACUCCCGGCUGCACACACCUAUGUAUUUCUUUUUGGCCAACCUCUCGUUCCUAGACAUGUGCUUCACCACAGGCUCUGUCCCUCAGAUGCUCUACAACCUGUGGGGCCCCGAUAAGACCAUCAGCUACCUGGGCUGUGCCACCCAGCUCUACUUCGUCCUGGCCCUGGGGGGUGUGGAGUGUGUCCUCCUGGCGGUCAUGGCCUAUGACCGCUACGUUGCCAUCUGCAGGCCCCUGCACUACACAGUCAUCAUGCACCCACGCCUCUGUGGGAAGCUGGCUUCCGUGGCCUGGUUGAGCGGCUUUGGCAAUUCUCUCAUAAUGACACCCCAGACGUUGCUGUUGCCCCGCUGUGGGCACCGGCGGGUGGACCACUUUCUCUGUGAGAUGCCCGCGCUCAUUGGCAUGGCCUGCGUCGACACCAUGGCCCUGGAGGCACUGGCAUUCGCUUUGGCGAUCUUUAUCAUUCUGGCACCGCUCAGCCUCAUCCUCACCUCGUAUGGGUACAUUGCGAGGGCUGUGCUUGCAAUCAAGUCUGCUGCCGGGCGAAAGAAAGCCUUCAACACCUGCAGCUCCCACCUAACUGUUGUCUCCCUCUUCUAUGGUACGAUCAUAUACAUGUACCUCCAGCCGGCAAACACUUAUUCCCAGGACCAAGGCAAGUUCCUCACUCUUUUCUACACAAUUGUCACUCCCAGCGUCAACCCCCUCAUAUACACACUGAGAAACAAAGACAUCAAAGAGGCCAUGAAGAAGGUUCUAGGGAAGGGGGGUGCGGACACAUAGUAAAAGGUGAUCAAAUUGGGGGAUUUUAAAAAAUGUUGAUGUAUUUAUUUUUAGAGAGAGGGGAGGGGAGGGAGAAAGAGAGAGAAAUGUACGAGAGACACAUCGGUUGCCUUCCCAGCCUGGAGACCUGGUCUGCAACCCAGGCAUGUUCCCUGACCAGGAAUCGAACCAGUUUUUGGGCUGAUGCCCAACCCACUGAGCCACACCAGUCAGGAUGGAGAUUCUCUCUUGACCUACAUCCUGUAUAUGUUGUUACACCUGGCAAGUAAAGGAAUACUCUGAUGUUAUGGGCCGAAAAGACACCUAAUGAGACAGGGAAUUUGGUGGGCUAGCUGGGCUGAGAAAAUGCAUUGCUCCAGAACUGACACUCACUGACAUUCCUCUCCAGUCCAUCUAAGCCUUUCCUCGCUGGGAGGGCUCCAGUCCCGGCCUCAAUGGUGAGCUCUGCUUGCAAAACACCAGCUGUGAAUGUGGACACCGGGCAUUUCUGCACCUGUGCCAACUUCCAUCACAAUGAUUUGUACUUAGUGGGUCCUCAGUAUAUAUAAAAAGAAGCCACUUAGAAGUAGGAAAGUACUUACUUAUUCUCUGUAGAAAAUUCAAGUGUACUUUUAUAAUAAGUGUCAAAUGCCUGAAUGAGAGGCAAAAUAAAUUGUUCGAUUAUCCAGCACUCGGGACCUCCAACACCAAUGUGGGUCAUGCAGAUUUUUAAUCAUGUAUGUGACUGAUUGUAAUGAUAUUUAUGUUUGACUUUCUGAGGCAAUAAAGAAUGGCAAAGAAAGGGUGAAAGCAAGACCAUGAGGUAUUUGCUUUACAGAACAGGAAGAAUCUAUUGCUUAUAUUCAAUACCUAAUACUCCAUUAGUGACAAAAGAAGACUAAGGGGUCUUCUUGAUUAAAAUGUUUGAAGAUGCUUCAUCUCCACUUUCCCCCAUGUUAUCAGGAUGAUCUUGGAAGGAGGCAGAGAAUUGAGAGUCGAGCUCUGGGGAGCUGUUGGCAUGUUUACGAUUGGGUGACGUCAGCUUCUUCAUGUUCACAUGAGUGACUGCAGCCCCUCCCCAGUCAUAACAGAAAUUGAUUUGAAUGGUUUAUGUCAAACAAAUGAGUCUUAAAGGCAGGCACUCUUCAGGCCUGAAAUAGUAUCUGUUGGAUGAAUUCCAUCUCAUAACCUGGGAAAAUGUGUUACGUUAAAAUUUCUGCAAGUGAAUAAGGAGUCUGACAUUUGAGAGUGCCGCCAGCAGGAUCGUGGGGAACUGGAUGGGCUUAGCAAUUUCUCAUUUAAACUCCUUCAAAAACUGCAAGAAAAUUUAGGUCAGUCUAGAGUCCUCAGAAGACUAGCAAAUACUUAAUAAAUUGUUCCCACAAUAUAUCACUUUCAGAUACACUUCCUAUUUUGAGUACUAAUUCUUAUGCUUGGUUCAGAUAGAAUGGGUUUUAUUUUAGAUUAGUUAGGGCUUGUAGAAAUGGGGUUUUGGUUUAAUUUGCAUUAUAGAAAGCAUUCUGUUAUUUUCUAAAGAAAUGGAAAAAUUAGAACACAGUUGGUUCUUCCUACUUGUAAACUCACAAGAGUUGUUCUGAGUCAUGAUGAUGUUUAUUAAGGGCACAAUUAAUGCAGCCAAUAUCCCAAAUUUGGUACCUCAUAAUGCCUUUUCCACUGAAAAACAACGUAUGUGUCCUACUGGCAUAAAAAGAUGCUAUACAUUUCUAAAUUAGUAAAAAUCCUUUUAGAAUCAAUCUCUAGCAAACAAUGAUUGCAAUAAAUUUGUGUCAUCUCUUUGUUCUUUAAAUAUUACUAUAGAACCAAUAAGAUCUUGGAGUGGGGGCAGGAUAUCAGCAGAAAGCAUAUAAAUUUC